UCACACCAUGGAAGAGUAUAGCGUGGAUCCACCGGAUGGUGGGUAUGGCUGGGUGGUGGUCAUCUCCGCCUUCUUCUCCAUGGGUCUUACCACCGGCAUCCUGAGGAACUUUGGCCUGUUCUUCCUGGACAUUCAAAACUAUUAUGGUGUCCUCACUGGCACUCUGUCAUGGGUCACCUCCACCAGCAUUGCUAUGUUUCAUUUGGGAGCUCCACUGGCUGGAGCUCUCAGUGUCUACUUCACGCAGCGUGGUGUUAUUAUGAUCGGUGCAGUUCUGGCUGCCUCAGGGAUGAUCAUUGCCUCUUUGAGUCUGAGCCUGCCAUGGAUGUAUCUGUCUCUUGGAGUUCUGCAAGGGCUCGGAUGUGCCUUCUGCUGGAUGCCAGCUAACAGCAUGGUCAGCAGGUACUUUAAACGCUGGCGUCCAGUAGCCUUUUCCAUCUCCAGCUCAGGAGAGUGCGUCUUCUCUAUGGCCUUUGGUCCUUUUUUUCAGUGGCUCAUUGAGGCCUACUCAUGGCGAGGAGCUCUGCUCAUCAUUGGAGGUCUUCAGCUCAACCUCUGGGUGUGUGGUGCACUCAUGAGACCCCUUAAACCAAACCUGUGUUUCCCAACUCCAUCCCAAGAAAUGCCUACAGGGGGCUCCAAAGAGUUGAACCAAACAUCCAAGACGAUUCCUUACCGGUGGUCUCUAAUCCGUAGGCCCGAGCUACUGUUAUACAUUACUUUCGCAACUUUGGCCACAGCCGGCUUCUUCAUUCCCCCGCUGUUCCUCGUCCCACACGUUCGUCAUAUGAGUGUAGAGCAAUACUGGGCUGCUUCGCUCCUGUCCAUACUGUCCCUAAGUGACCUGCUGGGUAGGCUGGUGGUUGGAUGGUUGGCCAGUUUGAGACUGCUGAGAAAUCUCCAGGUGCUGGCCAUGGCAGCCACAAUGCUGGGUGUGGUGUUGCUACUACUCCCCCUUGGGCAGAACUACUGGGCCAUUGUGGUCUUCACUGCACUGUAUGGCUUCCUGUUUGGCAGCAUGGUAUCUGUCCAUAUCGUCAGCAUCGUGGACAUUGUGGGGCUGAAGGAUUUUGAUGGUGCCCUGGGACUUUUUAUGUUUGUGAGAAGCUCUGGAGUAUUAGUCGCGCUGCCUACUGCAGGCUGGCUGGUGGACAGGGUUGAUGACUUUAGUGCUGUUUUCUACCUGGCUGGUGUCUGCAUUACUCUGUCAGCUGUUUUCGUUGUGGUGGUUGACAGGAUGGUGGAGAAGAUGAAGAGGAAGAAGAGCAUGACUGCUGCAGGAAGCUUCCUGGAUCCCAGUGAAACUUGUCCAAUAAAUGUAAUGGACCACUCAGAAGCUUAAAGACAUUGUCCUCAAAGAAGGAUUGGCCAGGAUUUUGCAUUAGUUUGUGUUUUGUAAAGGCAGAAUGUGUGUAAUUUCUAAGAUGCAUUGUCACCAGGACCAGGAGAGGAUGACAUGUUGCAUUUGAAUCGCUUUUUUAAGAAAUUUGCAUU
Molecule: messenger RNA, 1494 nt
Organism: Pygocentrus nattereri (red-bellied piranha)
Lineage: Eukaryota; Metazoa; Chordata; Actinopteri; Characiformes; Serrasalmidae
Exons: 4
Coding region: 8-1342 (444 amino acids)
Biological process (GO): transmembrane transport; monocarboxylic acid transport
Molecular function (GO): monocarboxylic acid transmembrane transporter activity
Source: RefSeq, a predicted model, not a curated record